Achroia grisella is the source of this 941-nucleotide messenger RNA. RefSeq names its product trypsin CFT-1-like. The transcript is spliced from 4 exons. NCBI's taxonomy places the organism in Eukaryota, Metazoa, Arthropoda, Insecta, Lepidoptera, Pyralidae. Gene Ontology annotation, molecular function: serine-type endopeptidase activity. The record is from RefSeq and is a predicted model, not a curated record. Gene Ontology annotation, biological process: proteolysis. The coding region runs from base 52 to 819 and encodes 255 amino acids.
UUGGGUGUUUGUGUUAGGUGUUCAGAACUGAAGUGACGAGUCAAAAUCAAAAUGCGUUCCAUAUUUGUGUGUUUGACUAUUAUCGCUGCUGUUGCAGCUGUACCAAGGAACCCGCAGCGUAUAGUUGGUGGUUCAGUGACUACUAUCAAUACUUACCCUGAGAUCGCUUCUCUCUUGUAUUCAUGGAAUGGUGUAUCAUUCAGCCAAUCCUGCGGAGGAUCCAUCCUUAACUACAGAUCUGUCUUGUCUGCUGCUCACUGCUUUAUUGGCGAUCCAGCUAAUAGAUGGCGAGUUCGCGUUGGCUCCACAUAUGCUAACAGUGGUGGUAUUAUCCACAAUGUUGCUGCCAUCUUAAACCAUCCGUACUACAAUUCAUAUAAUGCAGACAGUGACAUCUCCAUCCUGCGUACCGUCUCAAACAUUGUAUACAGCAACGUCAUCCAACCUGCGAGUAUAGCUAGUGCCAACUACAACCUUGCCGACAAUCAAAUCGUUUGGGCAGCCGGAUGGGGUGCCAUAUCUUACGGUGGACCUGGUUCGGAACAACUUCGACAUGUGCAAAUAUGGACCAUCAACCAAGUGACAUGCAGGAACCGUUAUUCAGAGCUCGGCCUCGUUGUCACCGACAACAUGUUAUGCUCCGGCUGGUUGGAUGUCGGCGGUCGCGACCAGUGCCAGGGUGACUCCGGGGGUCCUCUCUACCAUAACAGAGUCGUGGUUGGCGUUUGUUCUUGGGGUGUGCAGUGCGCUCUCCCGCGCUACCCUGGUGUCAAUGCUCGAGUCUCGCGCUUUACUGCUUGGAUACAAGGAAAUGCUUAAAUUAUAAUAUUUUAACACCUGUCUAGUCUGAAGUUAUUGUUAGUAAUAAAGUAUUAUAUAUUAUUUAACAGUUAAAAAUAAUGUUUAAGACUUAUUAAAUAUACAAUUGUUUUGAUUUUAUA